Messenger RNA from Drosophila bipectinata, 459 nucleotides. RefSeq lists its product as uncharacterized. NCBI's taxonomy places the organism in Eukaryota, Metazoa, Arthropoda, Insecta, Diptera, Drosophilidae. The record is from RefSeq and is a predicted model, not a curated record.
AUGAGAGCUAUCUUCUUCGGACUCUUAAUCCUGACAGCCUGUCUCCUGAGGAGCAGCGAAGCUGUGACAUGCACCGCCGAACCAAACACCACCGGCUGUAUCGACUGCACCGCCAACCCCACUAAUGCGGAGUGCGUGGCCGAGGCGGCGGCCACCUCGUCCUCGACCUCGACGUCGACCAGCACCACAGUGGCGCCCACCACCACCACCUCGACCACUACCAGCUCCCCCAUCUCUUCGGGGGCAGGUGGGCGGAAGACGGUGCGAGUCAGCAACCUGCAGUACACCGCCACGCGUCGCAUCCGCGUUAACAGGAACGCUGGCAGCGGCUCUACCGCUACCACCACCCGCAACGGCAGAAGGGGCAGGAACACCAACCAAAACCGCAGCGGGAGGAGCAGGAGGAACAGCCAGUUGAAUCGAAGACGCGGCGGAAAUGUUCGCGUGGUUGUAGGCUAA